Cladophialophora immunda is the source of this 1545-nucleotide messenger RNA. RefSeq lists its product as uncharacterized. Bases 1 to 1545 code for a protein of 514 amino acids. The record is from RefSeq and is a predicted model, not a curated record. The transcript has 9 exons. Lineage: Eukaryota; Fungi; Ascomycota; Eurotiomycetes; Chaetothyriales; Herpotrichiellaceae. Gene Ontology annotation, molecular function: oxidoreductase activity, acting on paired donors, with incorporation or reduction of molecular oxygen; iron ion binding; heme binding.
AUGGCCUCUCUCGACGCAACGGCGCACCUAGGCCUGCUGCAUCUAGAUGGUGUUUUGAAAGGCCGCCCGGUUUUUCUGCUGGCUGUUUCUGCUCUGCUCGGCUACAUAGUUUAUCAACGAUACUUUUCUCCCUUAUCGAAAGUGCCAGGACCAUUCUUGGCCAGCUUCACUGACGUAUGGUGGCUGUGCAUUGUCCUGAAGAGACAACAGCACCUAGACUCUCUCAAGCUACACGAGAAAUAUGGACCGCUGGUUCGGCUGGGACCCAACCAUGUUAUGGUGGCUGACCCUGAAGCGUUUAAGACAAUCUACGGAGCAGGCAAGAACUUCCAGAAGUCGGAUUUUUACAAACCCUUCAAGGCGAAGCUGAAGUGGAGCCUGACUGCUGAGACCGACGGGCACGUCCAUAGCAUGAACCGGCGGAUGGUCAGCAAGCCCUAUUCCAUGGAAUCGAUCCGAAGCCUGGAGGUGUUCGUGGACCAUGUCAUCCAACAUUUCCUCGAAAAGAUGCAGGGGUUAACCGGCCGACCCAUUAACUUGGGCGACUGGCUGGCCUUAUUCGCCAUCGACAGCAUCACCGAGAUCACGUUUUCGAAGAGUUUCAACUAUCUCGACAAAGGCGACGCCGACGGAAUUCUUGCCCUGUCCAAGGUUGUCUUCUCCAGUGCAGCAUGGGUCGGUAUCGUGCCGUGGGUGUACCGAAUCCAUCAUUACACCUCGGACUAUACCGGCAACUGGCUAGGGGUGACUAUGCGCAGCAUCCGAUUCCGAGCACUGGCCGAACAGAAAGUCAAGGAACACGACUUGAUCGAGGACGAGAAUGAAGAUCACAAAUCGAUCCUCGGGUAUUUGAAAGAUGUUCGACGAAAGAAGCCUGAGGAGUUCUCCGAGUACGCCAUGAUCUCGGCGACAACCAGCAACAUCUUUGCCGGCUCAGACACUACCUCGAUCGCCCUUCGCACCAUGAUAUAUUGCCUGCUCAGCUCGCCUCAUUAUCACCAGAAAUUCUUGAGUGAGCUCGAGGAGAGACGAGAGGCGGGCCUCAUCAGCGACCCUAUCCGCUUCAGCGAGGCCGAAGCGUGGCCUUUUCUUCAGGCUGUCAUGUAUGAAGCCAUCCGUCUUCACCCUCCAUUUGCUGUGCACCUGCCGCGAGUUGUUCCAGAAUCCGGUUUGGUUGCCCAAGGAAUCUAUCUCCCACCUGGAACUGUCGUUGGUACAAAUGCGUGGUGUAUUCAUCGCCAGAAGAAGGUCUUUGGUGACGACGUCAAUGAGUUCAGGCCCGAGAGGUGGAUGGAUCCUGAGAAGAAAGCCGAGCUUCAGCGAUUCUUCUUCGGUUUCGGCGGUGGAGCUCGAACUUGUCUUGGAAGAAACAUCGUCUGGCUCGAGAUGUCCAAGUUUCUUCCCAUGCUAUUUAUGCACUACAGCCUCAGGCUAGUGGAUCCUACCAAGCCGAUGCCAGUGAAGAAUAUCUUUUUGGCUUUCCAAGAUGGGCCCUAUGUCUUCAUGGAAGAGAAAAGGAAUGGAGCAUCCGUUGGAGCUACUUAG